Molecule: messenger RNA, 1477 nt
Organism: Etheostoma cragini (Arkansas darter)
Lineage: Eukaryota; Metazoa; Chordata; Actinopteri; Perciformes; Percidae
Product: GTPase IMAP family member 7-like
Exons: 2
Coding region: 1-930 (309 amino acids)
Molecular function (GO): GTP binding
Source: RefSeq, a predicted model, not a curated record
AUGGACGCCGUAACCAAAUGUGUCAAUGGAAGAAGCAUCACUUUGAUCGACUAUCCCGGUUUCUUUGAUGCAGGCAGGUCUGAGACGAAGCGGAAGUGUGAGACAGUAGUGUGUAUCACAGAGAGCGCUCCUGGGCCUCAUGCUUUUCUCAUUGUGCUUAAAGUGGAGAGAUUCACAGAGCAGGAGAAGGCUUUCAUCACACAAACGUGUGAAUAUUUCUCUGAAGAUGCUCUAAAAUACGCUGUUGUGGUCUUCACUCAUGGUGACCAGCUCCCUGAAGGAAUGAAGAUGGAGGAGUAUGUUGAGCAAAGUGAAGGUCUCAGUGAUCUGGUGAAGAAGUGUGGCGGCCGGUGCCACGUCUUUGAUAAUAAAUACUGGAGGACCAACGGAGAGGACGAAUACAGAAGUAACCAGUUCCAGGUGGCAGAGCUGCUCAACACCAUAGAUAAAAUAGCGAUGGAAAACAAAAGAGAAUACUACACAGAUGAAAAGUUGCAAGAAGUAGAGAGAAAACUACAAGAAAAGGAAGGGAAUAUUAGGCACUCAUUGGGAAACAUGUCACAGGAAGAGAUAAGGAAACAGGCUGUAAUUAACAUCCUAAAGAAGCAGAAGAGCAAUGCAGCACGAACAUGGAUCAGAGGCUUAGUGGGGUUCGCAGUCAUAGCUGGGCUAGUGGCAAGUGUCUCAGCUGUGCUGUUAAAUUCAAGAUCUGGGAAGGUGUUAAAGGCAGCCCCAAUAUGUAAUAAAGAAAUCACAGCAGAAGCAUUGGCAGACGUGGUGGCAGAAAAAGUAGCAGCUUUAGACGUGGCUUCACCAGCCACUGGAAUAGCAGAGGCAGUUGAGGUAAUAACCACACCAGUGAGUGUAAUACAAAAGACAUUUGAAGUUGUCAUGGACAAACUUAAUGCUUUGUAUGAAAAAAACGUAUAAUCCUUGGAAUCUAUUUGAAUGAAUAAAAAAAUAACAGCAGGUAUAAGUCUUAAUAGGGUGACAUUGACAUGUAAGUUGUUGCAAUCAUAUACAGUUAAUUUCAAAUUCUUGUCAUUUUUUUCUUAAGUGGUAACUUGUCAAAUAUAGUUAUUAUUAUCAGGUUAGUUUAAGGUUUAAUUAAUAUGUCUGUUUAGGUCUUUAACCUUAUGGAAGUCCUUGCAUCUGUGCUUUAAACUAUGUGCUGGUUCCUGUCACCUGAUAAGAGAACCACUGUGAUUACUUUUCUUAAAAUACUGAGGAAAUAAACCGUAAAUAGAGAAGGAAACUGUAUAAAGAAGAUUUAACAAAAUGGAAAUACAUGUUUCACAUUCAAAUUAACUAAUGAUCUGAAAUCUCUAAGUAGUAGUUGGGUCUAUGAUUUGGGGUUGUUACAUAGGAGCAUGCCAACACAAGCAGUCUUGCCUUGAGGAACACUAAAACUGUACAAACUGUGGUAAAUGUCUCCUGUAGCUCUGAUGGAAGUUUCCAAAGUAAAUCCACCAACUUU